AUGAGUUGUGAAGAUUCUUAUAUUAGUACCAUAUAUCCAUCAUUCAACACGUUUAAAGCCAUAGAGUUUGUGGAUCCAGAAAAAGAGUUAUCGAUAAAUUUAGCAAAAAUCGAUUUUGCAAUCAAUGAACUGCCAUACCCGCUCAAUGAAAUCCCUUUGGAUUGUUUAAUUGAACUAAUAACCAGUCUGCAAAGAUUAAUACUGUUAGAAUCUGAGCUCGUUUCCCUGUUUACUAGCUUCUUUCGUACCCGUUUUGAUAAAAUAAUCAAUAAUGUGAUAAUUGAAUCAAUUUUUAAUAGUGGCUACAAUGGUAUAUACUUCCUUCCAAACAAUGAUUGCCUCACUAGAGUAAAUACAAUACUUCGGCUAGUAUAUGAUUUGAAUAAUCCUUUAAAUUCUACAUCUCCUUGUACAUUAUUUGUCUCUGAAUGUACAACAAUUCAAUUGCUAAGAUGUCUCAAAUCAACCCAAAUCUCUUUAUUAGAACACAUUAAUGAAAAACCACGUUCUGAUUCAAUUUCGGAUAGCAUAUUAAAUUCAAGAUUAACUACAACAUAUAGGAAACAAUUGAAGGUAUUUCAGAAAACUAAUGAACAAUAUGAAUAUAUUUAUCUUAAGAUCGUUCUUAUAAACCGGCUUUUAAAUAUGGUCGAAGAAACUUGCAAUCCCUCUUUCGAAGUAUUCGAUUAUUUCUAUGAAAUAUUACAACAUGAUGUUAUAACUGACACCAGUGCAUUCUGCACUGAAUUGAUGCUAGUGAUGGUUCAUUUCCGACAAGUUCUAGAUGGUGUGCAAAUAAAGAACGCUCUCUUUUACGAAGAAUUCGUGAAUAUUAGACAUUGUUUGAAAUUAAUAAUUACAACAAUACAUGGUAAACAAUAUCCUUGCAUAGAAUCGGAUAAAGAAUUUUCGAAACUACUUGUGUUGUAUAUCCAGAUAUUUCAAAAGAAUAAAGUUGCAACAAUUGCGAAAGAAACAAGUACAUGUAAUAAUUCUUCCAAAAAGACUGUACUUAAAUCAUCCCAAAGGCAGUGUAAUGUUGACAAUGCAAAUUAUAAAUACCAUUUAGCUAAGGGCCUUAAAGAACCCGAAUGGGUUAAAAAUUUCUACGACGUAAAGGCAAAUAACGAGAUACAACUUCAGAUUACGAAGGACAUUGUAAAUAAAGAAAUCUCAAGUGACUACAAUACCAAUGAUGACCCAACGAACACAAUCAAGCAGGGGUUUAGGUCUAAAAUGAGAAAAAUUUGGAGCUCUUCACUAUUGAAGUAUCGUAAAUCUACCUUGAAUGAUUGUAAGAAGUGUAAAUUUCUACCAUUACAUUAUUUAUACCACAAACAUGAAAAUGAAACUUAUAUUGAGUAG
Debaryomyces hansenii CBS767 is the source of this 1365-nucleotide messenger RNA. RefSeq lists its product as uncharacterized. The transcript has a single exon. Bases 1 to 1365 code for a protein of 454 amino acids. The record is from RefSeq and is a predicted model, not a curated record. Lineage: Eukaryota; Fungi; Ascomycota; Pichiomycetes; Serinales; Debaryomycetaceae.